CGAAGACCAUGGCGUUCAUGGUGAAGACCAUGGUGGGCGGCCAGCUGAAGAACCUCACCGGGAGCCUGGGGGGCGGCGAGGACAAGGGGGACGGAGACAAGUCGGCGGCGGAAGCUCAGGGCAUGAGCAGAGAGGAGUAUGAAGAGUAUCAGAAGCAACUGGUGGAAGAGAAGAUGGAGCGGGAUGCACAAUUCACACAGAGGAAGGCAGAGCGGGCCACACUGCGGAGCCACUUCCGAGACAAAUACCGGCUGCCCAAGAACGAGACAGAUGAGAGCCAGAUCCAGAUGGCAGGUGGAGACGUGGAGCUGCCCCGGGAGCUGGCCAAGAUGAUUGAGGAGGACACAGAGGAGGAGGAAGAGAGGGCCUCGGUCCUCGGGCAGCUGGCCAGCCUCCCUGGCUUGGACCUUGGCUCACUCAAGGACAAGGCCCAGGCCACGCUGGGGGACCUCAAGCAAUCAGCUGAGAAGUGCCACAUCAUGUGA
Otolemur garnettii (small-eared galago) is the source of this 485-nucleotide messenger RNA. It is a transcript of the gene CPLX3, whose product is annotated as complexin 3. The transcript has 3 exons. Bases 9 to 485 code for a protein of 158 amino acids. Gene Ontology annotation, molecular function: syntaxin binding. The record is from RefSeq and is a predicted model, not a curated record. NCBI's taxonomy places the organism in Eukaryota, Metazoa, Chordata, Mammalia, Primates, Galagidae. Gene Ontology annotation, cellular component: terminal bouton; SNARE complex. Gene Ontology annotation, biological process: synaptic vesicle exocytosis; regulation of neurotransmitter secretion; neurotransmitter transport.